CAGGGCUGGACUGACCAUUUGGAAACUCUGGCACUGCCCGAGGGCCCGGGGUCAGUAGGGGGCCCCAUGAGAUGCCCCUGGUACCUUUUUCAUAGGCUUUUUUGAGUUUGGGCAAGGACACAGGGGCCCCAUGAUCCCCUAUUGCCCGGGGGCCCCAUGAGCUGUCAGUCCGCCCCUGCUCAGGUAAGGAGCUCACUUGACAAUAUCCACUUCAGCUCUCACACCUAUUUACCCCCUGUGGACCAGACCAUAUUUUCACAU
Messenger RNA from Staurois parvus, 261 nucleotides. The record is from the annotation of a GenBank genome assembly. NCBI's taxonomy places the organism in Eukaryota, Metazoa, Chordata, Amphibia, Anura, Ranidae.